Molecule: messenger RNA, 939 nt
Organism: Eimeria maxima
Lineage: Eukaryota; Apicomplexa; Conoidasida; Eucoccidiorida; Eimeriidae
Exons: 5
Coding region: 1-939 (312 amino acids)
Biological process (GO): regulation of cilium movement
Source: RefSeq, a predicted model, not a curated record
AUGGUGUUACUGCAUGUAAAAACGGCGGAUGAACAGCAUCAAUUUUUGUUCAACACUAAAACAAGCGAAAUAGUCAAAGAUGUUAUUUCAGAGGUCACCGCGCUGCACCUUAAGCGCAUGAAGGCGCUGAAGGUGGCAGACGCCGCAGAGGCGCUGGCAACUUAUGGGCCCUUGAGACCAGAAGAAACCAGGGGAUUGACAGAGGAAGUGGCCAAGUUGUCCAACCUAAACGUGUAUCCCGAUGGUCCGCCAACAAAUCCCGACCCACACUUUUAUAGGACGGGAUUGCCACCUCCAAAAGAGGUGGCCGACAUCAUCCUUCGCACGUGUGCGGAGGCCAAAGAAGCGCUUUCGCACAAGAAGGUUGAGCGGCGUGAAGCACUGCGACUGGAGGCAGUGCAGGAGACACUUAAUGUUUUGCAGGGAGCACUGCAAAUUGCCUACCCUGCAAACCAUGGCCUGCCAAGUUGGGAGCCAGUUCGCCUUAUCCUGGAAGACAAGGAAACCACAGGAAGCCAAGAAAUUUCAGAGAACAUUACCCUAGAGAAUGCCUGCCUGUGGUGGACAGGCAAGCAGCUGCAACAGACGGAGGCCCUCAGCAAGUAUUUAGGGACAAACGAGAAGACAAAGACUGUUGUGCGGCUGCAGCCAAAGAAUGCUGCGUCAAUACCAAGAGAAAUCCUAGCCCAUUUUCGCCUGCUUUUCUUCUCCGGCAUUGACGGUUCUGUACCUGCAAUGGCAUGCGCUGCGGUUGCUUCCACUGAUGUAGGACCCCCUAUUCGCGAGCCUCGGAUGGAUGCGGAGACUCAUAAAGCUGUUCUGGCGUACUGCCAUAAGAAGAGGCAAGAAGACAAAGUCCGUCAAUAUCCUCAGAAUAUGCCUUUUUACCCAUUAGCGUUUCCUGAACUGAUCCUUGUUAUUAUUUGGGCGUCCCCAUGA